AUGUCUUCAUCAGAAGGUUAUAAACACAAAAGUGGUGCAAUGAAGAGAAAGGAAAAGAAAGAGGAACAGAAGAAAAUUGAAGCAUCAACAAGCAAAAUCCACAAAUUUUUUCAAAAGAAAACGGAUCCAGAGCAGGAUGUAGCAAGUGGAAUGCCAGUGGAGACUGAAACUUCUGUUUCUGAAACAUCUAAUGUAUGUGUUUUAGCUGAAGAGACCAAAGAGAGAGAACCUCCUAUAAAAAUGCCCAGGAAGGAGACUGCAUUGUCUCCGCUAUGGGAAAAAUCACCGUCCCCAGAGGAUUUCUUUCUUCAUUCCCAUGAUUUGGGAAAGGCUGGAAUCUCCAUGGAAAUGUUCUGGGAAUUUCAUCCUAAACAACCUACUCAGGAUAUCCCAUUCAAUGGAAACCUUGUUUACUUCCGAAAAGGUAUACAAGGAUCAAAUAUUAAUAGAAAAUGGGUUACUUACAAUGGCAAAAAGAAGACCCUGCACUGUUCAAUUUGCCUUAUGUAUUGUGCAGAAAAAUAUCAUCAUACUCAUUGGAUUCAGGGUUGUAAUGACUGGAGACAUAUUACAACAAGACUUACCGAGCAUGAGCAGUCCCAGUGCCAUAAACUUGCUAGCGAAGCCUAUAUGAUCAAUAUUAAAGGCAAAUCGAUCAAGCACAAACUUUCCGUUGACCAGCUUUCUAUGAGGCACAACCAGGUACUUCAGCGCCGUACUGUUCUAAGCAACAUCAUUGAUGUUGUUUUUUUUAUUGGAAUCCAAGCAUUGCCAUACAGAAGCAGCCAUUCAGAAUCUGUAGCUGAUGUCUUUGAUGAUGACCGUCUUGAAAAUCGAGGAAAUUUUUUGGAGGCGGUGAAACUCCUUGCGGAAUAUAGCCCAGUCCUAAAAGACCAUUUGGUAAAAGUAACGAAAGUGGCCAAAAACCGUGACCCAUCUCAAAAAGGGCGAGGAAAAUUUGUAACUUUUCUGAGCAAGUCCUCUAUAACUAAAUUGUUUACAAUCAUUGGAGAUAUGAUUAAAGAAGACAUUGUUAAGGAAGUUAACAAUGCAGGGAUGUUUUCGGUACAAAUGGAUUCUACUCAAGAUGUCUCUGCACAUGAUCAAUGUGCCAUUGUUGUGCGAUAUGUUGUGGAAGAUAAAGCUAAAGAGCGAUUGGUACGCCUUCUGAAUGUUGAGGACUCCAGCAGCAAGGGCUUGCAUGAUUUGCUAAGAGAUUCUUUGUCUGACAUUGGACUGAAUUUGGAGCAGUGUAUUGGUGAUUCCUUUGAUGGAGCUGCUAACAUGAGUGGCACAUAUACAGGAUUGCAAGCAUUGAUGACAGAAGUGCGUCCUAGUCACAUUCAUACGUGGUGCUAUGCUCAUGUCCUAAAUCUUGUUAUAUGUGAUGCAAGCAGUGUAUGUGUUCCAGCAGUGAGUUUGUUUGGACUUCUUGGUAACUUGUCCACCUUUUUCUCUGAGUCCUACAAAAGGAUCAAAAUUUGGGAAGACCAGCUGAAAGCCAAGACUGGAAGUGCUAAACUGAAAAGACUUGAUAAAAUUGGUACUACCAGGUGGUCAAGCAAAGCCAGAGCCCUUCGAAAACUUUGCGGAACAUAUGAAAACCACUCUGAGGAAUUAUAUUCUGACCUCAUCCUUGUUCUGAAGCAUGUAAGUAGUUCAUCUGAUUUUAGAAAUUCUGUUCGUCAUGAAGCUCUAAAACUAAAUGAAAACCUAUGUAAAUUUGAAACCAUCCUGGCCACUUUUACAUUUAUAAGAAUUUUUGACAUUACUACUCCCGUGUCAGAUUACUUGCAGUCACCAGCCCUUGACAUUAUGCAGGCAUGGCGAAUGGUUGAGGAUGCUACAAACCGUUUAUCAAAAAUUUCAAGAGACUUUUCAGGAGUCUGUGGAUCUGCUACAACUUUCAUUGAUCACCUGAAUGAAAAACUAGCUGCAGAGGACAUUGCCAUCAGUAAAUCUUUCACAGAACACCGAUCAACAAGAUGUGUAGUUCCUGCAAAUCAACAACACAGCUUUGAAGUUUCAUGCUACAAUGUCAUCUGUGAUAAAGUUUUGGAAAGUAUGAGAACCAGGUUUGCCACUCAUGGCAAACUUUACAUGCAGAUUUCAUGUUUUGACCCAAACCGGUUUGAGGAAAUACUGGCUUCUCCUGAAAAAAUAAAGUUUGAUGCCAUUUCUACAGCUGUUCCUGAAAUUGAUGGCCCUGUUCUUCGUGAAGAAUUGAUUUCAUUUGCAUCAAGUUACAGAAAUCUCUCCAGAGGACUGUUUGAUAGUGAUGAUGAAACAUUGAGCUCUGCUGGAGAGGAAGAACCUGACUUCUCUGACUCUGAGCCAUCAGCUUGUAAGCCUUCUAUGAAAAAACUCUGCUGCCAAAAAUGCACAUCCUGUGCAUUUAAGCUGCUUUUUCAGUACAGAUUAUGUUCAUCGGCCUAUGAAAAUCUUUAUAUGGCAUACAAGUACUUGAUCACUCUAAGCACCACACAAUGCUCCUGUGAACGGUGUUUUUCAAAGUUGAAAAUUCUAAAAUCAAGACUUAGAUCAACGCUUACUCAGCAAAACCUGGAGACAUUGAUGCUUAUUGCAAUAGAGAAAGAUGUUUCUUUAAGCAUAAAGAGAGACAAAGAGAAAAUCAUAGACCGUUUUGGCAAGACAUCUGCUGAACUCCGCUCUCUGCUUCUCUUUUAA
Molecule: messenger RNA, 2688 nt
Organism: Pelobates cultripes (western spadefoot toad)
Lineage: Eukaryota; Metazoa; Chordata; Amphibia; Anura; Pelobatidae
Source: the annotation of a GenBank genome assembly